Messenger RNA from Acanthochromis polyacanthus (spiny chromis), 2189 nucleotides. Its product is annotated as cytokine-inducible SH2-containing protein-like. Gene Ontology annotation, molecular function: 1-phosphatidylinositol-3-kinase regulator activity. NCBI's taxonomy places the organism in Eukaryota, Metazoa, Chordata, Actinopteri, Pomacentridae. Bases 341 to 985 code for a protein of 214 amino acids. The record is from RefSeq and is a predicted model, not a curated record. The transcript is spliced from 3 exons. Gene Ontology annotation, biological process: phosphatidylinositol phosphate biosynthetic process; intracellular signal transduction. Gene Ontology annotation, cellular component: phosphatidylinositol 3-kinase complex.
CUUUUCUGUCACUGCGGGCGCUGAAACGCAAAACCUUUCUUGGAAACUGAUUCCAGGAACCUCCGUCAGCCCAGAUGAACUGAGCUGCUUUCUGCUUUGCUGGAUAAAGAGCUCUCACUCCGGCUGCAGCCUCAGUCGGACCUCAGCUCUGCACCGGAGACACACACGGACACAUUUUCUCAUUUUGUGGGUCCUCAGCAGAGACUUUUUAAGGAAUGUUUAAUGUCGCUGCCACCCGAGACUGGUGCGACAUUUGAAUAUUCAUACUGGACUUUUCUUCAGCCGGUUUUCAAACAAGCCUUAUGAUUUUUCUGGAUUUAAGGCCUCUUGUCAUUCAGAAAUGGUUGCCCGGGCAGUGACCAUUUUCCAUCAUGAGGAACGAGGAAGUUCGUGCUGCCCACAUCCAUCGCCUCCACAGUGGGAUCCAGCAGAGGACCUCCGCUGCAUCGCUGCCACCUUCCAGUAUCUACACACCUCAGGUUGGUACUGGGGUUCUGUUUCAGCGAGUGAAGCUCGGGAAGCUCUCCUGACCAAAUCUGAAGGUACAUUCCUGGUACGGGACAGCAGCCACCCUCAGUACAUGCUGGCUCUGUCAGUAAAAACCCGCUAUGGACCCACCAGUGUGCGUAUCGAGUACAACAGGGGCUGUUUCUGGCUUGACUCCAUUUCCCCUGGACUGCCUCACCUGCAGUCCUUCCCAGACGUCCCCAGCCUCAUACAGCACUACUCUGGCUCUGGCCAGACCCCACAGGACCAGGCGUCCAGUGACAUUCUCCCCCAAAACAAGCCCGACGCUGCACAGCAUGCAGCUAAAGACAGUGGAGUCCCUCUGAAGCUGACAAAUCCCUUACACAGACUGAAAGUUUUCCCUUCUUUGCAGCACCUGGCUCGCCUCACCAUCAACAGACACACAAACUGCUCCAACCAGCUGCCCCUCCCAAAUCCUCUGCUGCGCUACCUGCAGGACUACCCUUUCUCUAUAUGAGGAUCUCAGUCCCUCGGACACAAACACAGGGUCAGGGUUACACGGCAUGCUGGGAAUCUGGGACAGUUUGACACCACAGGCAGCAGAGGAUAGUCCACAAGGAGGAAACUGUAAUGAUUUAAACCUCAGUGUGACCUCGCUGCUCAUGAAUGAGCGCAGUCUUACUGCAAUGCUGUCAUAAUUUAAAUCAUUUUGAAUGUCUGCUUCAGCUACUGUGAAAUGUCAACAUGCUUUUUUAUGACCAUUUACCACCAGUGAGUAGAGUGAGUGGCCCCUGAACCAAUCCUCUAAGGUGUUUUCCAAAAAGGCAGCCCCGACCUAUAAAUGAAUGAACCAGUUGAAAAGUAGCAACUGUUUGCUUUGCUGUUCCUGCAGAGAUUACAUAGGAAAUAAUUUGGGUUUUGUGUCUUAAGAUCUUUGUUUUUUUUCUGCAUUGGAGUUCAAGAGGCAGGGGAUGUGGGUUACUCUUUGAACAGAGCAAUGUUUAUUCACGCUUCACUAAAUCAAUGAACCUCAUGAACCAUGGCUGUUAACAGUGAGCUCCUGUAACACCUGGAACUCCUGCACAUAACUGUGGUCAUGACAAAGUCACAGAAAUGCUUUAUGACAUGCUUCUGCCUUUUGUUAUAUUACUUUCUAUUAUGUAUGGUGAUACAUUUUGAUAAUUGCACAAAAAUACAGCAAGACAGGUGGGCUACAAGAGGACUGUCACCAUAAUAACUCUCUUUAUUCUUCAUGACUGUAUUUUAUUGUACAUAUUCAAAUCCAAUCCAUCCAAAAUGAUUGUAGUCAGGCUGUUGCUACAUGAACUGCAAGCUGGGGGGUUAAGUGGUUGUCCAGUCAUUCUGAAAGACAAACUAAAAAACAGAAUACAGUCUGCAUUUUGUGCAGUAUCUCCUGAUGUAAAAUCAGAUAUAAACAAUGAAAACUAAAGCCAGUAGAGGACAUCUUUUUUUGCAAACUGGCUUUAUUCUUAGAAGGGGAUCUUUGGAAUUCAGAGAAAAAAUCACCAGAAAUGUUUUGUCUUUGCAAAGUGUUUUUUUUUUCUCCGCUUUUGAUUGAAUGAAUGUGAGGUAUUACUGUUUUCAUGGAAAUGCUUCUGAGUUGGUUUCCACGAGUUGGAACUGAGCAGUGCUGAGAAAGCCUCUUAUCUGGAUUAGGGUAAGAGCUGCAGUUAUUAAUACACUGCUGUGCCAACUGAGAA